This is a messenger RNA of Linum tenue, 1095 nucleotides long. The record is from the annotation of a GenBank genome assembly. NCBI's taxonomy places the organism in Eukaryota, Viridiplantae, Streptophyta, Magnoliopsida, Malpighiales, Linaceae.
CUCUCCCGCGACCGCGAUCACAUUUUCCUGGCUAGCGAGGAGAAGAAGAAGAAGAACGAUGAAAGUGGCAUCGCAAAUAGUUCUCCUGUUCAAGGACAAAGAUGGGUUCGCCGCAGCAAUCUCAGAAGGUCUGAAUUCCAACCCUAGCUCGGGAUUCAGAAGACUAGAAGAGUCGCUCGAGCUUCCGCUGGAUGGUUAUGGAGUAAAGGGUCAGAAAGCUUGUGGCGAUUUUGUUCAUUUCGUCGACAAUCAGGGCAAUUAUGAGGUAUCCUUGUUACUUCUGGAGAAGUAUGAGCCGCCAAUCUUGGCCUGCGCCCUAAACGAAGUGCUAGCAAACAUAACAAAGGGAGCAUCUGCAUCUCUACCCGCAUUUAUUGUUCCAUUCACUGGAGCAUCGAAGCUAAAGUGGGAGCCGAAAGCCCUUCCUCCAAACAAAGGUCAGGUUAAGCUCUACAGCAUUCUAAUCGGUCCCGGAACCAAUUCAUCAAAGAUCACCAGCAGAACAGAAAUGGCGCCAGCGUCUUUCCACAUCCAAUACGAGCCUUUGGCCUGCUUCAUUCACCUGGCUCGCGUGUUGAAACUUCCCACUUCUGUUGUCUUUGGCCACCAAGCGUCUGAGGAUGAACUUCAGGCACUCUACCAGAUUGGGGAUCUAUUGGCAAACAUCACAGGGUUGUGUUUCUUGAAGGAGAAGGUUUCUUGGAAUCCAAUGGAGAUGUCGAAAGAUAGCAAGGAGCCUUGGCGUGCACUCUAUGGUUGAAUCUGAACCAUAUGUUUUUGCACAUUGGCUUUCAUGGUAGUUAAUCUAGAUGAUAUACAAAGACGAGAACGCUAAAGAACUGCAGUGAGGGUUCUUCAUAAUGAGUGACAUGUAUGCAUCAAUCUAUCUGAACGUCUUAUGGCUCGAGGUGUUAAUGUUGGGAUUUGCAAUUUUGGAUCACUCUGGGAUCUGCAAAAGGAAGUUAGAAUAUGCUCUUCAUCUCUGAUUACGUGAUGUCGCAUUGAAAUUCAUCAUUUUAAUCCUCACCAGAUUCCAAUUUCCAGCUUCUGUCCCCGUUUUCGUUCUAACUUGUGGCAGUCACUAAUCACUAUACU